Drosophila busckii is the source of this 4589-nucleotide messenger RNA. RefSeq names its product double-stranded RNA-specific editase Adar (gene Adar). Bases 303 to 2279 code for a protein of 658 amino acids. The transcript has 11 exons. Gene Ontology annotation, cellular component: nucleolus; cytoplasm. Gene Ontology annotation, biological process: adenosine to inosine editing; RNA processing. The record is from RefSeq and is a predicted model, not a curated record. NCBI's taxonomy places the organism in Eukaryota, Metazoa, Arthropoda, Insecta, Diptera, Drosophilidae. Gene Ontology annotation, molecular function: double-stranded RNA binding; double-stranded RNA adenosine deaminase activity; tRNA-specific adenosine deaminase activity.
GGACUAACAAACAAAUUUUUGAUUUAAUCAAGGCAGUCUUGCUUAAAAUAGUUCCAAUUCAAAAAGGUUGCCAUUAAUGAAGUUUAGCCGUCAAGGGUUUGGCCCAAGUGCUUGAGUUAAAGUGCGUGUGUGUGUGUGUGUUUUUGCUGUGCGUAUACGUUUGCUGCCGAUUUUGUUUGCGAUUCAAUUAUUGGGUACAAUGAGAAACAAAAACAGGAAGAGCGACACUGAAAAUCAAUAAUUAAAGCUAGUUGAAGAGACGAAACAAGCCGAAGACGACGGAAUUCUCAGGUAUUAGGACCAUGAACGGCUACAACCGCAAGACUCCACAAAAGCGUCGCUAUGAGAUGCCAAAAUAUGCCGCAGUACCAAUUAAGAAGGCGCGAACGAGCAAAGAGCGCGUACCACAGCCUAAAAAUACAGUCGCAAUGCUAAAUGAGCUGCGGCAUGGGCUAAUAUAUAAAUUAGAGUCACAGACUGGUCCGGUGCAUGCGCCUUUAUUUACAAUAUCUGUGGAGGUUGAUGGCCAAAAGUACAUGGGGCAGGGACGCAGUAAAAAGGUUGCACGCAUUGAGGCGGCGGCUACAGCCUUACGCAGCUUUAUACAAUUUAAGGACGGUGCAGUGCUCACACCACUGAAGACCACCAGCAAUUUGGACUUUACCAGUGACGAGCAUCUUGAAAAUGGUAUUGAAAACAUAAGCAAUGCUGAAUUAGUCAUGCUGAUUAAGAUGUUGAUGUUGACUGAAUAUAAACCCAAUCUUACCUCGCUUGAACAACCCACGUUGCGCCCACAAAUCUUUUGCAUGAGUCACAAUGUCAACAAGAAUGCGGUAACCGUCGAUGGACAGAAGAAAGUGCCGGACAAAGGGCCAGUUAUGUUGCUAUAUGAGCUCUUCAACGAUGUUAACUUUGAGUGCAUUAACAUUGAUGGCGCUCAAAACAAUUGCCGCUUUAAAAUGACAGUAACAAUAAACGAGAAGAAAUUCGAUGGAACUGGUCCCUCAAAGAAAUUAGCCAAAAAUGCCGCAGCCAAAGCAGCGCUGGCAUCAUUGUGCAAUAUAUCGUAUAGUCCAAUGAUGGCGCCACAGAAGAACGCACCGCUGCCAAUAGAUGAUAAGUCUUCGUCCAUGGAGCUGCCACAGAUACAUGCGGACACCAUUGGGCGACUGGUGCUGGAGAAGUUCAUGGAGGUGAUCAAGGGCCAGGAGGCGUACUCACGCCGCAAAGUGCUCGCCGGCAUUGUAAUGACAGAGAAUAUGAAUUUUUGUGAAGCCAAAGUUAUUUCCGUUUCCACGGGCACCAAGUGCGUCAGCGGUGAGCACAUGAGUGUGAACGGUGCGGUGCUGAAUGAUUCGCAUGCGGAAAUAGUCUCGAGGCGUUGCCUACUUAAGUAUUUGUAUUCGCAAUUGGAUCUCCAGUGUAAUCAGGCAACAGCAUAUCAGUCGAUUUUCGUGAGGAAUACAGACGGGCAAUACCCUUAUAAACUAAAAUCCGGGGUACAUUUCCAUUUGUAUAUAAAUACAGCACCAUGUGGGGAUGCACGGAUAUUUAGUCCUCACGAAAACGACACUGGUGUUGAUAAGCAUCCCAAUAGAAAAGCACGCGGGCAAUUGCGUACGAAGAUCGAAUCAGGCGAGGGCACCAUUCCAGUCAAAAGCAGCGACGGCAUACAAACCUGGGAUGGAGUACUGCAGGGCCAGCGACUGCUUACCAUGAGCUGUUCGGAUAAAAUAGCGCGCUGGAACAUUGUGGGCAUACAGGGCUCGCUGCUGUCUUCCAUUAUAGAGCCUGUGUAUUUGCACUCCAUUGUGCUGGGCAGUCUGCUGCAUCCGGAGCACAUGUAUCGAGCUGUGUGCGGACGCAUUGAGAAGGCAAUACAGGGACUGCCGCCGCCGUAUCAUUUGAAUAAGCCGCGACUGGCGCUGGUCACUUCAGCCGAGCCGCGCAAUCAAGCCAAAGCACCAAAUUUCGGCAUUAACUGGACCAUUGGUGACACCGAACUGGAGGUGGUCAAUUCGCUAACGGGACGCACCAUAGGCGGACAGGUGUCGCGCAUAACGAAACAAGCGUUCUUUGAGAAAUAUGGUUUUCUAAUGAAAAACUUGCCCUGCCUAACGAAUCGCUGUGUGUCCAAGGAUUAUGGCGAAACAAAGGCAGAGGUCAAGGACUAUCAGACCGCUAAGUCAGAGCUGUUCUCAGCAUUCAAACGUGAAGAUCUUGGCAGUUGGCUUAAGAAACCGAUUGAACAAGAUCAAUUCGGACUUGUGCUUGAAUGACUACAUUCAAAGCUUGAAACGUCAGCCAGACACAUGUAUACACACAUACAUGUUUAAAAUUUAAAUAAACAAAACAAAACAAAACAAACAACAAAAAGACAGCAGCAACGGCAAGCAAUUAAUACAUUUAGAAGUUAUAGCUUUAAACUUUAAUAACAUAAACCUAACAACAAAAUGAUAAACUGGCAAAGUAGACUGCAAUUUAUGUUCGGCACAAUCAAAUUAUAAAACCCAUAUAAUAAUUAUAAAACUGAGCAUCGGAACAACAACGACAACAGCGAGAUAAACAACAACAACAACAAACAAACAAACAAACAUUGGCUUAAUCGUAGAUAAUGUAACAAUUAUGAGAUUUUUUCAGUAGCAACUAUUUUUAAACAAAACGAACAACGGCUAGAGUGUAGUUUAUAUGCUGGAACUAAGUAUUAUACAGUUUUGUUUUUUAACUUAUUUCUCAAAUAUUGCAUGCAGUUUGGGCCUGGCUAAUGGAACACUAACUUUUCGCAAUAUUUAUAUAUGCUCUAGUCAAAGUCAAAGUCUUGUAUAUGAACUUGUCAAUUAGCAGCGAUUGACUUGCACUCACACACACACACAGAUACUUCCAAGUGUCUACCUCCAGUUUCCAAUAAACAAAUUAGCUAUAUUUAAUCAAAUUAAAUAAGCUUCGAAAGCGCAACUUCAUUAGCCACGCCCACACUUUAAUGCUAAUAAUUUACUAUUCUUGUCAUUAGGCGCAAGCGAGCGCUGUAUUAAAUAUUUUUAAUACAAUAAUGCGUUGCUACUAUAAGCAAACAUUUUUGAUUAUUUACAACCCCAAACAACUACAAAAAAGUAUAAGCAAUUAGUACUUUGCUAUAGCUCUUGGAUCCAGGUUGAACAAAAAACGUAAUAGUUCUCAUUUUAAACAAUUAAUAUUACUAUCUGAUAGUAGCAUAGGAUGCGCAACAUCUUUUUGCAUAGUGAUUUACUAAAGUUACUAAUUAUCAACUUUUUCACUACCCGAAAUUUCCAAAAAAAAAAAAAAACAAAAACACAAAAAAAACUGAAAUUAGUUUUUCUUUUAUUCCCACAGUUAUAUGAAACGGUGUGUGUGUAAUAAAUUAUAAAAAAACGAUGUACAAGUAUUUUAAAUAAUUUUUAUAUUCAUUCAUGCCAUGCGCCGUCAAUCGAACAAACAUUAUUUAUGCUUAUUAUUUAUAAUUAUAAUUUGUUUGCCAAUUCACCUCAUGGGCUCAACGUUUGACAGUUGGCCUUAUACAUAAAAACAUGCAUAAUUAUUAAGUUUUUAAUGUUUAAUUAGACGUAUUAUUUAUAUUUAUUUCAAUUGUUUUCAUUUGUUUUCAUUUUAAGUUACGCAGUUUGAAUAAAAUACCAACAAGACAUAAGUUAUACAAUUUUAAUUUAAAUGCUGUUCCAUUGCCAAUGGUGGAGCCCCCGAAUUAACGAACAAAUUAAAUACAAAACGGACAUGUGCCUUUUUAUACUAAAAAAAAAAAAAAGAAAUGAAAGUAAAAACACUUUAAAGAAUGUUCCCAACAGUUUAUAAUUUUUAACUUCGCGCGUCUGUGUAUGUGUGUGUAUAAUACAUAUGCGUAUGUAUAAGAUUAAUUAAAUUUCAGGUAUAUAUGUUAUAUGCAAGUGCUAGGCUUAAAUACGGGGAAAGUUCAAGCGCGCGCGCGCGUGUGUGUGUGCUUACUGUACAGUAGUAAGCACUUAGCGCAGACCAGGCCCAUAUUUAAUUUGUUUAAAGCAUGCGCAUAACCUUAAAAUAGUAACAAUAAGACAUAAAAGUGCUUCUGCCGCCCUGUCUUCAUCAACAAGUAACAGUAAUAGUAAAUAAAUUAAUUAACAUUAAGUAUAUGCUCUCUAGCAUACUUUUUUACAUAGUAAUUAAUUAAAAGAAAUCUUCCAGUUUGAAUUUACUACAAGCAUUACAAAUAUGUAGUACAUUUUUCUCUCUUACACACACACACACACACACACACACACAAAAUUGUUCACAUGUAUUUAAUUUUUUCAACAACAAAUUGUAACCAGUAGCUGCUUCUUUCUUAAACAAAACUUUCGAAUUAUAUAGUACACGACUAAACGAACUAUAUGUAAAACAAUUGAUUGAUACCUAAAUAUUUGCGUACAUACAUACACAUACUAGUACACUUGUAAAUGAAUUGAUAUCGUUUUGAAUUACUAAUUAAUUAGUUUAGCAUGGAAGCCCUCAAUACAAACUUUGUCUUUGCUAUUAAUAUUUACUACUAAAUUAAGUCAUACAAUUAGUUUUAUGCGUUUUUCCAAACAGUAGUUUUUUUUUAU